Molecule: messenger RNA, 984 nt
Organism: Theobroma cacao (cacao)
Lineage: Eukaryota; Viridiplantae; Streptophyta; Magnoliopsida; Malvales; Malvaceae
Source: RefSeq, a predicted model, not a curated record
AAUCAUUUUUUGUCCAUGUGAAUUGGCUUAUUUGUUUCUCACGCUAAUCUUUUGAUCAGCCAACCAUGGCGUCUGUGUCUUCAUCUGUAGGAUAAAGGAUAACGCUUGAUUGCCCAACCACCUAAAGCUCACAUUGCCACUUUUCUAUGGUGGAUCGAAAAAAUUGUAUAACCACAUCAUUUCCAUCCAUUGAUUGCCAAAAAGGAAAUAUCUACUUUUAUGGGUUUAUGCAAUCUUGAGUCAAUUUGAAUGAAAAUGCCCCCUUGAAAAGGAGGUGGACAUCAACAAAUUAGACUUCCCCAGUGCAUGCUAGUUAGAUAUAUCUGCUAUAAUUGACUUCAGGAUUUCUUAGUUUCUCUUGAAUUGCUGCAUAGCUUGCCGGCCUUGGCCUCUGAAAGUUUUGAAGGAUCUUUCCUGAUGGCCUAUUGCCAUUAUGGGUACUGCUAUUGUGGAAGAUGCCACCGCCCUUCCUCUCCUCUACCAUUCUCAGUCCUGCUAUUCUUGGCGCUUGCAUUGAUGUUGCUUGCCUUGUCAUCUUUAAUCAAAUUUGAGAUAGUAAUGGAAAGUGCUGAGGAUAACAUGACUUGGCUAGUUUUGCUCGCAGCAUUGGCAUUACUAGUCCUUGUUCGUUGGCUGUCAUCUAUGGAUUCUUGUCGGCGACCUCACUAUUGCGGCUGCGGAAGAUGCACUUCCUGGAAGUAUUGCUACUAAACCCACUUUUUCUGAUCCCUGGUUUGUCUAAUACUACAAAUUACCCUGUUCAAUAUAUGUUUUACAAUGUCUUUGAUGAACUGAAUUGUGUGCAUAUAUGAAAUUAAAUUAUAGUUUAGAAAAUUGUUACGGUUUGUAUCUAAGUAUGAGACGAUUCUCAGGAUAAAUCUGGUCUUGGGGAUUCGAAAUUAAUUGUUUACUGUGUUCAAAUAGCAUGUUUUGAAGUUUCAGAACCUCCCGGGCUGAGUAAAAUCCUGUCUCUUUACAUGUCAA